AUGCCUUCCGCCCUCCCGAGAAGGCGCAGCGGUAUCACAAAGCUCACCAACUGCCACAUCAUCAAAGACAAUCAUUUGCUUCAAGAAGACGUGUGGUUCAGCUCCCUCUCCGGCAAGGUGCUGCAGAGUCAAGAGAUUUUCUACGAACAACAGCUCGUGCCUGACCGCACCGUCGACCUCGGCGGCCGCAUCGUGUCGCCUGGUUUCAUCGAUGUACAACUCAAUGGCGGCGUUGGAUUUGAUUUCUCGGUGCUCCCGGAUGACAUUUCCCUCUACGUUAAAGGCGUACUACGCGUAAACAAAAGCCUCAUCGAGACUGGCGUCACGUCCUAUCUCCCUACUCUGACAAGCCAACGGAGCGACGUCUACCGAAAUGUGUUGCCGUACCUCGGCCCCUCCGGUUCCAGAAGAAACGCCUCUGAUGGCGCAGAGUCUCUCGGUGCGCACUGCGAAGGGCCUUUCAUGAGCCCUAGCAAGAACGGCAUACAUGAUCCAUCUGUCCUUAGAACAGCGCCAAACGGCAUCGUAGAUCUCGAAGAAUGUUACGGUUCCGAGAACAUGCAAAGCCACAACAGUCCCAUCAAGCUCAUGACGCUGGCGCCCGAGCUACCAGGAACACUGGCCUGCAUCCCCCAGCUCAAAGCGCGUGGGAUAGACGUUUCAAUCGGCCACUCCGAAGCGACGUUCGAAGAAGCUGGCGCAGCCAUCGACGCAGGUGCAGUAAUGAUCACGCACCUCUUCAACGCGAUGCGGCCGCUACACCACCGCAACCCGGGCAUCUUCGGCCUGCUCGGCACCUCGGCGCCGCAGAAGCCCUUCUUCGGCCUCAUUGCCGACGGCAUCCACCUGCACCCGACAACUGUCAAGAUCGCGUGGCACGCACAUCCAGAUGGUAUGGUUCUGGUGACGGAUGCGAUGGCGCUCGCGGGCCUCGCCGACGGUGUCUACGACUGGACUAAUGGGUCGCGCAUCAUCAAGCGCGGCUCGGUACUCAAGCAGCAAGAGACGGACAGAAUCGCCGGUAGCGCCGUCCAACUCAUCGAGUGCGUCAACAACUUUCUCAACUGGACCGGCGCAAGUGUUCCCAAUGCCAUAAAGGCGGUGACCGCCACACCCGCGCGCAUGUUGGGAUUGGAGGGUGUCAAAGGCUCGUUGGAGCCGGGCGCUGAUGCCGACCUGAUUGUGCUGGAUGAGGUGGUCAAUGUCGCUGGCGAGAGGAAGCUGAGUGUCGACCAGGUGUGGAAGUUUGGCCAAUGUGUGUUCGACGUGGAGCAAAUGGCUUAGAGCGAGGCGUGUUUGUCUAGACGUGGAUAAGAUUGGACUAAUUCUCGCAGGUUGGAACUCAAAUUUGACUGGCUUAUCAGAGAAGGAUGCCGUGAAUACUUAUAGAUUGCGUAUAGUUAUUUUGAAAGACCACUAGAUACUCUGGUUGUUUGUAUGUAGGUACUAUGGCAAAAACAGCCACGGAGU
This is a messenger RNA of Aplosporella prunicola CBS 121167, 1470 nucleotides long. RefSeq names its product carbohydrate esterase family 9 protein. Lineage: Eukaryota; Fungi; Ascomycota; Dothideomycetes; Botryosphaeriales; Aplosporellaceae. Gene Ontology annotation, molecular function: N-acetylglucosamine-6-phosphate deacetylase activity. The record is from RefSeq and is a predicted model, not a curated record. Gene Ontology annotation, biological process: N-acetylglucosamine catabolic process. The transcript is spliced from 2 exons. The coding region runs from base 1 to 1284 and encodes 427 amino acids.